AUGGCCCGUGUCUGCUUCGACGCCUCGACAAAUGCAAACGGAUGGGAAUAUUUUGUCAAGUGGGAUGGCUACGACUCGUCUCAUGAUAGCUGGGAACCCGCUGCCAAUCUUGCUGCCUGCCAAGAGCUACUUCAGAGAUUUUGGAGCCACAUUGGUGUUGACGACAACGACUACCCAGAAGGAUAUACGUGCAAAGCAACGCCAGAAUGGAUCGAGGAACAACGUGAGCGGUACAAAGUAGAAUUCAAUAAGGAGCGCACCGAGAAACUCAAACAGCGAGAGAGGGCUGAACGCCGCAAAGAAGAGAAGUUGGCAGCAUCCAAGAAGGUUACUCACGAUAAGAAGGGAAAACAAACUCCCUCCAGAAAGCAUAUGCCUGCAUCAUUACCCUCGCGUAGUGCUUCUGUCGCAUCUCUUACAAAGCCCCCCAAGAAGAGGAUCAAGAGGGCAAGUCCUGAUUCAGAGGCAGACUCAGACGCGGAUAUACCUUUGGCCCAAAAGAAGGGAAACCAAAAACCAUCGACAUCCAGCAAGGUUGCGACUCCUCCUAGAAGUCCGGAUCUUUCUGCCGUGCGCUCUUUGUUCACCCCCACACCCCCAGACAUUGUUCCUACCGUACCUAACCCACCUCCAACGGCACCGACGUUACCAAAACUUCAACCAACGGCUCCCAAAGUCCGGCACUUGCCCAAAGCACUCCCUUUACCUUCUAAGCAACCUUCUGCGUCUACCCAGCCUCCACCUAGCUUGAUAUCGCGGUCUACACCAGUUUCAAGCACCUCCAAAGGAGCACAACCCAAUAUCACCUCAAAAACCACGCCUCUUAUUUCUUCAUCUGCCAAACCGCCACUCACGGUUCCUCCUUCGACCGUUCAAUCGAGUUCUUCCAAAAUGCCUCAUUCCAUCCUCCAAGGUGCCAAGUCCUCGAGCAACAGCCCAAAUCUUGCAACCAGUGGACUAUCAACCAAAGCCCGCCUUUCCCAGGGUGCAUUACUUCCGACUGCGCCCAAAGUCCUUUCCACAUUGAGCUUCAAGAAGAAACAACAACCGACAACAACGACAACAACUUCAGCUGCUGCUUCCCCUGUAAUACCUCCGGUAGCUCGCUCAUCGGAUCCUCGAACCAGACCGGAGCCCGUUGUUCAACCAGAUGUGCCUCAAACGGACUCUUUUAUAGACACCCCAAUGCAAAUAGAUGAGGCCCCGUUUCUUCCCCCCGCACUCACCCGUAAACCUGGGGCAGACGCCGAUGCUGAAGCAUUUCUCGGGACACUCGGUUUCAAACCACCUUUGCGAGACCCACAUGUUACUGUGUCCACUAGCUCGGUACCAUCAAGACCAGACAACGAUGUACCUCCAAAACCUACAAUCCAUAAGAUCACAACCAGCUUCAAGAAAAAAUGGAGUUGGACGGGGGGUCUUUUGGCCAACGUCGGCGGCCAGACGGAGCGGUUUUGUGACGUUUAUGUGCACGACCUCAGGUCGGGAUCGGUAACGGGCCCUUCAUUCGAGAGUGCACUGGCCAAUAAAGAUUCCCUUCGUCUUGAAACUUUCCAUGAGAUCUUGGAUAUGCAUCCGUUUCUGCGGCCAGUGCCUGGGUCGUCUUUUGAGAACCCGCAAGUAGCGCGGAUGGAUUCUAAAACUAACCAAGACAGCGAAUCUUUGAAAGUUUUAGCAGAUUAUAUGGCACAGCAGAAACUCGUUAGCUUGAUUCCUGUUUGGCAGACUGGUGUUCUCAUUGGUCACAUUCUCGUUUUCAAUCCACGAUCACAGACACUCCGCUCUGCUCUUGGGGUGCCUACACACGCCGAAUACAUGAACUCGUCCCUCAUUCUGGCUCUUGUCCCGUGGGUCGACAUGAAAGACCCCCGGACACUCCUUGGACAACUUCCAGCUACAGUUCAUCCACGCGUGAAUGCAACCAGUUGGCAGAAGACUAUGCUUGCACGAAAGUAUCACGUGGCCGUUCGAAACCUCAAAUUCCCGCCGGAGUUGCUCGAUUGGUUUGGAACAGCGCGUCGCCCCGUUACGAUAUGGUCUUCGUUCCCCGAUGCGGCCAAUGAAGAUACAGACACUAGGCAACUUAUGACCACGAUGGCGUAUCACAAGGCAAGGCUUGUGAAGCCCAGACAGGAACUUAGGAUGGUCUUCGUUCAUGUUGGAGCGUUGAAAACCUUACGAAGGCUGCCUCUUCUUGCUGAUCGACGGAGGUCCUUGACAGUUCGGUUUUAUACCUACGGAACCCAUCCCUGUGUGCCUGUGGCUCAGUGGAGGGUCCGAGAAAUAUACCCCAUUGGUGGCGUGGUGACAUUCACUCCCAGUGCUCUUUACGAGGACCCUUGGGGCAUUGUGAACAAGAUUAAGCAGAUUGCAGACCAUCCAUUAUGGACGUGUUAUAUGCUUCCGUCCGUGUUGGGAAUGGCCACCAAGCUCUGCUACCUCAACGAAGAUCCCCUUGCGGCAUACGAUAGCGGCGUGUUUGUGUUCGAACGACUAUUGAAAGCAUUCGUGGCGGGGGAAAUUUCGCUCCUCACAGCACCCCCUGAUCGAGUUUUCACAUCCCAGUCCGAUAGCACUUCUGACUGGCUGAGAGACCAUUGGAUCAAUCGGCCCCUCGAUGCUCGACAAAUUCUGCAGCGCUCAUUGAAUGCAUUCCAUGCCCGAUAUGCGAAUCUACCCCAGGUCCAAUGGGCUCCGACCAUUGAGGCUGAAGUUAUAGCAGACCUUGACAUCAUGCAACGGCAGCCAAUGAUCAUGGAGACUUACCGUCGUUUUGUUGUUAUCCGAGCAGAGUCUGAUCCUCUUACUGCAUCCGAUAUUGAAGGGUUCGAAUGGCUGUCUUCUUCUGCACUCAGCUUCACCGACAAUUAA
Mycena indigotica is the source of this 2871-nucleotide messenger RNA. Its product is annotated as Chromo domain-containing protein. NCBI's taxonomy places the organism in Eukaryota, Fungi, Basidiomycota, Agaricomycetes, Agaricales, Mycenaceae. Gene Ontology annotation, biological process: negative regulation of transcription by RNA polymerase II; chromatin organization. The transcript has 13 exons. Gene Ontology annotation, molecular function: chromatin binding. Bases 1 to 2871 code for a protein of 956 amino acids. The record is from RefSeq and is a predicted model, not a curated record. Gene Ontology annotation, cellular component: pericentric heterochromatin.